This is a messenger RNA of Stomoxys calcitrans (stable fly), 2164 nucleotides long. RefSeq names its product zinc finger protein 181. The transcript is spliced from 3 exons. Gene Ontology annotation, molecular function: DNA-binding transcription factor activity, RNA polymerase II-specific; RNA polymerase II cis-regulatory region sequence-specific DNA binding. Gene Ontology annotation, biological process: regulation of DNA-templated transcription. Bases 94 to 2070 code for a protein of 658 amino acids. The record is from RefSeq and is a predicted model, not a curated record. NCBI's taxonomy places the organism in Eukaryota, Metazoa, Arthropoda, Insecta, Diptera, Muscidae.
CAAAACUAAACUUAACAUACCCUCUCGGGAGGAAUUGUGAAUUUGGCCGCAAAAAGGGCAUUUUUAUUCAUCUUCUGAAAUAUAAGUAAAACUAUGGAAGACGAUUUAGACACUGUAAGCUACAUUAGUUGUGGCGAGAUCUUGGUAGCCCACUCUUUAAGUAACAAGGAGGAAUAUUUUCUAAAAUGCAACAAUUGCGAUGAAGGAUUUUCACUGUUAGAAGAUUUCAUUACGCAUCAUCAGUAUUAUCAUAGCGAUGUCAAAUCUGAACUCGACGAAGAUGAUAUGGGAAAUAUUCCCCAAAUUGAGAUUUACGAUGGAGACAUUAUAAAGGUGGAUAAAGAAGAGGAUAUAGUUCAUGAAAAGGUAGAAUAUCUAGACGACCAAGACAGCGAGUUCGGCGAACAAGAUGUGGAUUAUAAACCAGAUGCCUGUCAGAUUAAGGAACAAUGCAAAGAGGAAGACAUCGAGAUUUGUGAAGAUAAUAUAGGCGAAGUAAGUGAUGAUGAAAAGUUCGAUUUCGAACACAGUGAAUAUCAAGAUGAUGUCCACAAAGAAAGCGAUGAAGAAAAAAAUGAACCACAGGAGGACGACAUUGAUACUGCCGCUGAUGACGAUGAGGAUCCAUUAGACGAACCUAUGCUGCAUGAUGGUGAAGAUGACAAAGCCGAUGAUGGUCUUGAUGAUGGCGAAGAUAACACAAGUCAAACUUACGCGCUCGAUGACAACGCUGGAUAUUCGGAUUCUGAUGGAGAGUUUGAACCACCUGAAGAUAGCAAAUCAAGACAGUUUGUUAGCGAGUUUCUAAAAUCGGAGCGAAACUUUAUAGCAUUUGUGGCUGCCUACAAAAACCAACCUCGUUUGUGGAAUCAUAAAAUCUACUCCAAAAAAUUUAAAUCCAAAAAGGAACGCGAUAGUUUUCUACAAAAAGUUGCCAAUGAAAUCAAAAGCCGUCUCAACAUACAUAUGACAUGCGACAAUGUUUCUGGCAUAAUAAAGCGCAUACGGCAAGAUUAUAGAGAAAAACUUAAACGCUCUAGACCAGAAGAUCAUGACCAUAAAGCCCCAAGGACCACUAAUUCAAGGCUUAGUUUCCUUGAUCCAUUCAUUGAUUACUAUUCUAUCGUUAAACUAGACACUCAUCGCGGUUAUUUGAAGAACGAUCAAAUUUUGGACAUUCUUUGUAUAUAUAAAAGAUACCCCGCACUUUGGAACUCAACAUUAAUGGAAUAUGUUUGCACAAACAAAAGAACGGAAGCCUUGAAGCAAAUGACUGAAGCCAUACGAACGGAAGUUGGAAUAGAAGUUAAUGAAAGUGCUUUAAAGAAGUACCUUAUGGGUGUGCACAGUCACUACUCCAAAGAAAAACAAAAUCAUAUGCUUAAAAAGGGCGGCACGAAAAGUAUAUAUUUUCCUCAUAUGAGAUUUCUUCAUGAACACGUAGGACCUUUUUGCUGUUCCAAGUGUGGGCGAAAACAUAGGAACCCCUUACAAUUCAAAGUUCAUCAAUAUCACAAUCACGGUGGACCCCCACCCUUGAAAUGUGCGGAAUGUAAUAAAGAAUAUGAACAGUUGGAACCUUACGUUGCUCAUAUUAGAAGACAUAUGAAUGACCUGAGUGAUAAAUGUAAGGUUUGCGGGAAAAUGUUUAUGAGAGCUGCAGAUGUACGAAUUCAUAUGCGUACUCACACCGGUGCUAAACCUUAUUUCUGUGAAAUAUGUGGUUCUUCAUUUACCAUGCCCUCGUCUCUCAAGGAACAUAAAAGACGCCACGACAAAUUGUAUAAAGUGUUUUGUGAGGUAUGUUCCAGAGGUUUUUAUAGCAAUGACAAAUUAGUUGCCCACAUGGGCACACAUUCCGAUGAGCGAAAUUUUGCUUGUAAUACUUGUGGAAAGGCUUUCAAGACCAAGAAAACUCUGAGAGCUCAUAUACACACACACGAAGAGGGUCGAAACUAUCCAUGUCCACAGUGUGGUAAAAUGUAUAAGAAUAGAAUAGGCGUUUCUCAGCAUCUGAGAACACACCGAAGCACAGCCAUUACAAAAUCCAAUCCAUUCUUAAGUAAUUGAGUAUAAUUAAGCUAUUAUCUUAAUAAUAUUCAUUUACACAACACACAUGUAAAAUGUUUAUUUGCUAAUUAAUUAUGGUUUUAUCUUAUCUUAA